This is a messenger RNA of Aspergillus novofumigatus IBT 16806, 1318 nucleotides long. RefSeq names its product enoyl-CoA hydratase/isomerase family protein. Lineage: Eukaryota; Fungi; Ascomycota; Eurotiomycetes; Eurotiales; Aspergillaceae. The transcript has 2 exons. Bases 395 to 1210 code for a protein of 271 amino acids. Gene Ontology annotation, molecular function: delta(3)-delta(2)-enoyl-CoA isomerase activity; enoyl-CoA hydratase activity. The record is from RefSeq and is a predicted model, not a curated record. Gene Ontology annotation, biological process: fatty acid beta-oxidation. Gene Ontology annotation, cellular component: peroxisome.
GCUAAACCAUGGUGCAUGGUGGUCCCAAGGCAGCCAUGUCUAGCCUGAGACCAAAGCACAGCAUAAGUGCAUCCAAACCAUCGACCUCAUCCCAUCUUCAGCUUGAUUACGCAGAAAUCAUCAACAUGGACAUAUGUUGGAACUGAACAUACUCCUAUAGUUGUGGAUAUGAUUAUUUAUCAGACUGUGAAGCAUGUGAUAUACCGCAAGGGUUGAUUAUAAUUCGUUCUGAGAGGUCCAACGGUCAACCGAGGUUCAAGGAAGACCUAUCCCUACCACUCAAAAAGGCAUACUUUUGUCUUCACAAUGCAAUGAUGUACAUAGCUUCAUGCUGUGAUAUCCUUCGCUCUAAUACUAGCAAAGAUCAAUAAAUUACUAUCCACUACAAGCCAUCAUGUCCUUGUUCACCAUCCCCAUCUCCUCCACUGGAGGCAGCAUCGUCUGCACUAAUCCCACCUCCUCCGAGAAAGAGAAAAACAUCUACCUCCUCACCUUCACCUCGCCAAAAGACAACAGACUCACCCCAACCUUCAUCGACGCCCUCAUUCUAGCCCUAGACAUAAUCGAACACCGCUUCCCCAAAGGCGUCGUGAUCACGACAAGCGGCAUCCCCAAAUUCUACAGCAAUGGGCUCGACCUGGAACUCGCAACUACCACCGAGGGUUUCCUCGAUAAGUGGCUCUGGAAGCUAUUCCGGCGCUUUCUCACGUUCCCCAUGCCCACAAUCUGCCUGCUGAAUGGGCACGCCUUCGCAGGAGGGCUCAUGCUAGCCAUGUACCACGACUACCGGAUCCAGAAUCCCGCCAAGGGCUUUCUGUGCAUCAACGAGCUUGAGUUCGGGGUCCCGCUGCAGAGCCCCAUGAUGAGCAUCUUCCGGGAGAAAUUGUCUCCGUCAGCCUUCCGGGAUCUGAUUCUUGAGGCGCGACGGUUCGCGGGCCCGCAGUCUGUUGCUGUGGGAUUGGUAGAUGGUGUGGGUGGACUUGAGGAAACGCUUCAGUUGAUCCGGGAGCGGGGGUUGCAGACCAAGGCUGCGACGGGGAUCUAUGGUACGAUGAAGGAGGAGAUGUACCGGCAUACGCUGGACAUCCUGGAUAACCAUGCGGGUAAUCUGGCGUGGAGGGAGAAGGUCGAGGAGAAGAAAGGGACAGCGGAAGAGGCUGCGCUGAGGGCUGUAGAGGCGUUUGAGAAGCAGAGAAAUGCGAAGCUUUGAGUUCAGAUAUAAAGGAAUGUGUUGGGUGCUUGUUCAUAAGAUACCUGCACUACUGCAGAUUUGUAUAUAUUGAGUCCUCUAGACUUACAAGACUGCUUUCAUUCACUG